Messenger RNA from Jatropha curcas, 1054 nucleotides. Its product is annotated as transcription factor HHO5. NCBI's taxonomy places the organism in Eukaryota, Viridiplantae, Streptophyta, Magnoliopsida, Malpighiales, Euphorbiaceae. The record is from RefSeq and is a predicted model, not a curated record. Gene Ontology annotation, biological process: regulation of DNA-templated transcription. Gene Ontology annotation, molecular function: DNA-binding transcription factor activity; DNA binding.
UCUCCAAAAGGAGAGAUUGAUUAAGACUUUCAAAGAACAAAAAUAAAAGAAAUGGGUUCUUGUACUCCUUCAGAGAUGAGAUUGAGUCUUAAAACCUCUGGUUCUUAUAUUCCCAAAUCCAUAGCCAACCUGCUGAAAGAAUUAUCAAAAAUUGAUAGCUCAUCAGAGAAGUUGACAAUUCUGAAUAAUUUUCUUAAAAAGCAUGAAGAAGAACUCUCAAAAGUUCAACUCUUUAAAAAUGAACUUCCUCAAUGCAUGUUGCUCAUUCUGGAUGCUAUUGAGACACUGAAGGAGGCGGUCCUGAACAUUAAGAAGGGAACUGGAUUUGAGCCCGGUAGUGACGAACGGGGUGUAAUGGAGUUUUUUGCAAUGAAGAGGAGAGGCUAUGAAAUAAUGCAGAGGGAAAUUUUUGAUCCUGAAGAAAUUAAAAUUCAGGCUGUUGAGGAGCCUGAAAAAAGCGUAGGAUAUGGCAGCUUGAGUGUGAUCAGAGCGAAUGAUCAGACAUUGAAUUUUCGGGCCAAGCAAAUGUUGUUAAUGCCUAGAGGUAAGCCUAGAGGUAAAAACAACAGAAUAAUUUGGACAACAGAACUUCAUUCCAGGUUUGUGGACGCCCUGGAAUUUCUUGGAGGUCCUGAAGCUGCAACUCCAAAGCAAAUAAAAGAAGUCAUGAAACUUGAAGGGCUCACAAUUGAUCAAGUAAAAAGCCAUUUGCAGAAAUAUCGGCUUCAUAUUAGAAAGGUUUCUGCACUAUGGAUGUCAGAAUGGAAACCAACAACCAUCGUCAAGGAACGUCCAGGACGGCUAACUUUUAAUACUGUUGGAAGCAGAAACUAGAAACCAAUACUGUAAAGAAAGCUUCUGCAGGAAAUCUUGGAAUGGUUACCAGUUUUGCAGAAUUAAGUUAAUUACUAAAUAGUCUAGUACGUAGUGCCUGCACUGUUGUGUCAAUAAAGGGAAUUGCAACAUUAUUAACUUCCAUAGAAGGGGACGAGUUCUUGCUAAUGGGUUCUCGUUUAAUUAAUGUACUGUAAAAUUGUGAAAUUACAAGUUUGAA